UUUUGAAAAAAAUCUUCAUCCGACCGUGUUUCAUGUUGUUGAAGUAAUUGUGUUCUGAAUCAUCUCCAACUAUGGAAACAAUAUACCUGCAUCAACUUGCCAUAAAGAAUGACUUAGACGAAGAAGAUAUUGAAAGACCCUCUCCAAAUUUAUGCACGGCACUUCACCUUGCAAUAUUAAAUGGUGAUGUAGAUGCAUGUCGUAGAGAAGUACAAGACGUUGAGCUUGUUAAUAAAAGAGAUGUAAGAGGUGAUUCAGCUCUUCAUUUAGCAGUGCGCUGGAUAACGCAGAGAGGAGAAGAUUUGAUGAGGACAUUGAUUUCUUCUGGAGCAGACAUUAAUGUCCGAAACAAAUGGGGCCAAACCCCGCUGCAUUAUGCCGUUUUUGUGGAAUCCUUGACCAAUGUUAAUUGUCUACUUGCACAGACAGAUAUUGAUGUGAAUGUUGCUGAUGUAAAUGGUUACACCCCCUUACAUUGUUGUUUUCGGUAUAAAUUAGGUGGUGAAGAGGAGGAAGAUAGAGAGAAAAUCCUCAUAAAUGAAGAAGAUAGUUUUCUAGGCAUUGCCGAGAAACUUAUAUCUGCUGGUGCAGAUUUAAAUGCUAUUACAAAAUGUGGAAACAGUAUAUUACAUCUUAUUGUCAGAAGAGAAGAUAAUACACCACUUUUGAAAUUUAUCCUGGAAAAGUACCCAGGAUUCAAUCUUUAUAUAAAAAAUAAUAUGGGAGAGAAUUUCUUGCAUGUAUACGUUACAAGUGAGGUGUUUGAAAAAGUUCAUGAAAACAUUGAAUUUAUCGCAAGACAUUUUCCCAAAGAGAUUGUUAAGACUUUGCUCAACGACAAAGAUAUAUAUGGAAGAGCGCCUUGGGCACACAUGAUCGAUACUGGAAAUGUUGAUGCGGAUACAAUCAUAAGGUUUCUAGAACUAGGCACUGAUGUUCUGGCUACAGACAGUAUGAAAAACACAGCUUUGCACAGGUUAGCUGGAGUGGGUUGGGCAAUUCCUUUCCUUGAGGUAUUGGAAAUACUUAUAAAUGGAAAAAUUGAUGUGAAUUCAAAAAAUGUCUUUGGAGAGUCACCUGCAUUUGUCAUCUUUCUUGAAGAAGUGUUCAGUGUUUUAGUGAAUACGGAUUUGGAUUUCAAUGCAAAAGAUCGGUGGGGUAGGACUCCUCUGAUGUCAGUACUUAAGCAUAGACCAAGGCCUGAGUUGCUCAGGAGGAUGAUUUUAGAAAGAAAUGCAGAUGUCAAUGUUUCUGAUAAAUGGGGUUCCACGCCACUUCACAUAGCAUCAUUUCACAACUUCGAAGAACAAGUAGAACUUUUACUUAACCAUGGCGCUAAUGCCUUUGCUGUAGAUAACUUAAAGGAAAGACCUCUGGAUAUUGUUAAACGUCACUGCAGCUACCGAUGCCACAAGCUUCUCUCUCACACGGAAAAUACUGAACUUCUUUAUUCUCGGGUCAAAUCUUUUGAAGAAAUGCUGCUUGAAAUGCCAAAAUGCAUUCAAAGUUCAGUGAUCAAGUCGAAGGAAAGUAUUGAACAUGCGAUGGGUCUUCCAACAAACCGAUCCGAACUCUUUGAAUUUCUUAUGAAAACAUACCAUGAGAGAACACCGGAAAAUGCAAACGAAAUUUCCAAAAUCCAUCAAGAAGUUGUAGGGCUUGUAAAAACUCUCUGCAGUAGUGUUGCAUCAUAUGAUAAACGAUUUAGCAUGUCUAUUUUUCGCACUGGAUCUUCAGAGGAAAAUACCAAGGUUGGCCCUCCAGACGAAUUUGAUUUUGCUCUGUGCAUUAAUGAACUGAAAGAAAUAACAUGUAUUGUAAUAACAAAAGAAUGCAAAGAAAAGGGGUUUGCAUGCCUUAAGUUUUCAAAGAAUCCAAUACCUGAAAACUAUUUGCAAUUUUCAGACUCCGAAGGAUAUUUCCUUGCAUUUCCAUAUCUUAGCCUUUAUAAAACCUAUCUAAAGAGAGCUCUGAAUGAAACAUCAACAUGGACCAAUGGACACCUAUUUUUCAAUUACGAGGACAAGAUGGAAGUUAUAAGUGGAAAGCCUGUUUUCAACUUUGAGGUUUACUGGAUAGGAUGCGUCUACAAACAGCUUAAAAUCAGCAUUGAUCUGGUUCCUGUUGUGAACACUCCAGGUUGGUGGCCAAAGAAUGUUUAUUUUCCGGAGGUUCCAGAAAUGCACGGAGAUGUUCGAAGGGCAGGAUGUUUUCUCAUUCUUCAGACGAGAAAAAAUGACUUUAAUAGAAACAACCUUAUAGCUGGAGAUGAUAUUUUCGAGACAUGUAACAACAAUCGCGAUGAAAAAACCCGAAGGAUGCUUUGCAUAUCUGCUGCACCGGCAGAGAUAGAACUGAUGAAAACUCUACCAAGAGUAUUUCGAUUGGCUUAUAUUCUAGCUAAGAUCAUGAAAAGUAAAGAAAUUUGUCCAAAAAUUGAAGUCGAUGAGCUUCCAUCAACGCUUUACACGCAUCAAAGUGCCUAUAAAUUGCAUAAGCCACCUCCUAUUAACCCGUCGCAUGCCAUCAAAAGUUACAUGCUUAAGAACUGUACAUUUUAUCUUUGGCUUGAACUGCACACAACAUUCGUGGAGGAGAAUUUAACCAGCACGGACAUUGCUGGUCGACUCUUUCAAUACUUGAUAAAAUUCACAAACAUUCGUCAUUUAAAUCCGUUUUUCCUUCCUUAUUCGGACGUGUUCGAGUUCGAAAAAGAUGAAACCUUAUCAUCAUACAAGGAGCUCUUGCUCCGUUUAAAAAGAGAGUUAAGCAUAAAGACUAUUUUAGGUGUUUUAAAUUACGAAUUCCCGUACGAAUGUUUAUCUAAUCCUCUGCACCGAAUGUAAGUUUGAGUGUAAUGAGAGAAAAAAAGAACAUACCUGCAAUCUUUGGUAAAGGACAAUAUAGUUUUUUUUUU
Molecule: messenger RNA, 2917 nt
Organism: Saccostrea echinata
Lineage: Eukaryota; Metazoa; Mollusca; Bivalvia; Ostreida; Ostreidae
Exons: 1
Coding region: 72-2846 (924 amino acids)
Molecular function (GO): protein binding
Source: RefSeq, a predicted model, not a curated record